CACAACAGCCAUGGACAAAGUGUGUGUCUUUCUGUCUGUCCUCUGUCUCACUGCUUCCUGUCAGUCCAUCUCAGACAGUCAGCGUCUCUUCUCUAUCGCUGUCAGCAGAGUUCAGCACCUGCACCUUCUGGCACAGAGACUCUUCUCAGACUUCGAGAGUUCUCUGCAGACAGAGGAGCAGCGUCAGCUCAACAAAAUUUUUCUUCAAGAUUUCUGCAAUUCUGAUUACAUCAUCAGCCCCAUCGACAAACAUGAGACUCAACGCAGCUCUGUGCUGAAGCUGUUGUCCAUCUCAUACCGGUUGGUGGAUUCCUGGGAGUACCCAAGCCGGGCUCUGGCUCCAGGUUCUGCUCCCAGAAACCAGAUCUCACCCAAACUGUCAGAGCUGAAGACUGGAAUCCUGCUGCUGAUCGGGGCCAAUCAGGAUGGAGCAGAGCUAUUUCCUGAUAGCUCCGCCUUCCAGCUGGCUCCAUAUGGAAACUACUACCAGAGCCUCGGAGGCGAUGAAUCAAUGCGACGGACAUACGAACUACUGGCCUGUUUCAAAAAGGACAUGCACAAGGUGGAGACCUACCUGACUGUGGCUAAAUGUCGGCUUUCUCCAGAAGCAAAUUGCACCCUCUAG
Molecule: messenger RNA, 625 nt
Organism: Sphaeramia orbicularis (orbiculate cardinalfish)
Lineage: Eukaryota; Metazoa; Chordata; Actinopteri; Kurtiformes; Apogonidae
Gene: gh1
Product: growth hormone 1
Exons: 6
Coding region: 11-625 (204 amino acids)
Biological process (GO): positive regulation of tyrosine phosphorylation of STAT protein; positive regulation of growth; positive regulation of receptor signaling pathway via JAK-STAT
Cellular component (GO): extracellular region
Molecular function (GO): growth hormone receptor binding; growth hormone activity
Source: RefSeq, a predicted model, not a curated record